Molecule: messenger RNA, 567 nt
Organism: Nymphalis io (European peacock)
Lineage: Eukaryota; Metazoa; Arthropoda; Insecta; Lepidoptera; Nymphalidae
Exons: 4
Coding region: 1-564 (187 amino acids)
Source: RefSeq, a predicted model, not a curated record
AUGUUAGCUUUAGUUUUGUUAUUAGGGCUGUAUAAAUAUGUACUUGCAGAUGGAGGGAUUUCAGAUGACGGUUACAUUUUAAAUUUUGAUUCGCCGAUCUAUGUGUGCCCAGACGAUGAGAGCCAGGCCUUCGUGGACACGUCCGAAGCAGAAGUGAAGCGACACAACGAAACAACGGCUUAUUUGACCGGAUUUAUAAAAUUUAUAAAGGGAAUUGAACCUGCUACUAUGGUGGAAGUUUUAAUAGAGAAGGAUAUCGGUGGUAGUUUUGAAAUGUUCGCUUCACAUGAAAUAUGCGACUUGUGUAAAGAGUUGGGAGAUAAAGAAAGCCGUUAUGGCGAUUAUUUGAAAUAUUUUGGAUUUCCUGAUCAUUGUCCAUUUUCACCAGAUACAUUCGCUAUUAAAGAUUUUGUGGCGAAUACUGAAGAUUUACCGAUUAACAGCGCAACUGCUGGCCGAUAUCAGGUCACAAUGAACAUCUCCAAGAAUCAAGGAGGCAACUGUUUAAGUGAUAAGACUUUUAUCGCAUGUCUUAAGCUCGAUUUCAUUAUUGAGGCCUUGUGAAUU